AUGACUUCAUAUAGCUGCUGCUUGAUUCUUUUGCUGUUUACCUGGAGCACUGCUGCCUAUGGGCCAAACCAACGGGCACAGAAGAAGGGAGACAUUAUUCUUGGAGGAUUGUUCCCCAUUCAUUUUGGAGUGGCUGCUAAAGACCAAGAUCUAAAAUCAAGGCCAGAAUCAGUGGAGUGUAUAAGGUAUAAUUUCCGAGGCUUCCGCUGGCUCCAGGCUAUGAUCUUUGCCAUAGAAGAAAUAAACAGUAGCCCAACUCUCCUUCCCAACAUGACCCUGGGAUACAGGAUAUUUGACACUUGCAAUACAGUCUCGAAAGCCCUGGAGGCCACACUGAGUUUUGUGGCCCAGAACAAGAUAGACUCCUUGAACCUGGAUGAAUUCUGUAACUGCUCAGAACAUAUCCCUUCCACCAUUGCAGUCGUGGGAGCAACUGGCUCUGGCAUCUCCACUGCUGUGGCCAAUCUGCUGGGACUCUUUUACAUACCUCAGGUCAGCUAUGCCUCAUCCAGUCGUCUCCUGAGCAAUAAGAACCAGUUCAAGUCCUUCCUGCGCACAAUCCCCAAUGAUGAGCACCAGGCCACAGCCAUGGCAGACAUCAUUGAGUACUUUCGCUGGAACUGGGUGGGAACAAUCGCAGCUGAUGAUGACUAUGGCCGGCCAGGGAUUGAAAAGUUUCGGGAAGAGGCGGAGGAGAGAGAUAUCUGCAUUGAUUUUAGCGAGCUCAUAUCCCAGUACUCAGAUGAAGAGGAGAUCCAGCAGGUGGUAGAGGUCAUCCAGAACUCCACAGCAAGAGUGAUUGUUGUUUUUUCCAGUGGCCCAGAUCUGGAGCCUCUCAUCAAAGAGAUUGUCAGGAGAAACAUCACUGGCAAGAUCUGGCUGGCAAGCGAGGCCUGGGCCAGCUCUUCCCUAAUAGCCAUGCCGGAGUUCUUCCGUGUCAUCGGCAGCACCAUCGGGUUUGCGCUGAAGGCAGGACAGAUCCCAGGCUUUCGUGAGUUCCUGCAGAAGGUGCAUCCCAAGUCCACCAACAACGGCUUUGCCAAGGAGUUUUGGGAGGAGACAUUUAACUGCUAUCUCCCUGAUGGAUCCAAAACUUCUCCUGCUUCAACUUCCUUCCACAAGGGCCACGAAGAGGGUCUGGGAGCUGGAAAUGGAACAUCUGCAUUCCGACCUCCGUGCACAGGGGAUGAGAACAUCACCAGCGUAGAGACACCAUACAUGGACUACACACAUUUGCGGAUAUCCUAUAACGUGUACUUGGCAGUGUAUUCCAUCGCCCAUGCCUUGCAGGAUAUUUAUACCUGUACCCCUGGGAAGGGACUCUUCACCAACGGGUCCUGUGCAGACAUAAAGAAGGUGGAGGCAUGGCAGGUUCUCAAGCAUCUACGACACUUAAAUUUCACCAAUAACAUGGGGGAGCAGGUGGAUUUUGAUGAGUUUGGGGACCUGGUAGGAAAUUACUCAAUAAUCAAUUGGCAUCUCUCUCCGGAGGAUGGCUCUGUCGUCUUUGAAGAGGUUGGGCACUACAACGUUUAUGCCAAGAAAGGGGAGAGGCUUUUUAUCAAUGAAAACAAGAUCCUGUGGGGUGGAUUCUCUAAGGAGGUGCCUUUCUCCAACUGCAGCAGGGACUGCCUGCCGGGCACAAGGAAGGGCAUCAUUGAGGGAGAGCCCACCUGCUGCUUCGAGUGCGUGGACUGCCCCGACGGGGAGUACAGUGACGAGACAGAUGCAAGUGCCUGUGACAAGUGCCCUGAGGAUUACUGGUCCAACGAGAACCACACAUCAUGCAUCCCCAAGCAGAUAGAGUUUCUGGCCUGGACUGAGCCCUUUGGGAUUGCUCUGACUCUCUUUGCUGUGCUUGGAAUUUUCCUGACUUCUUUUGUUCUGGGAGUCUUCACCAAAUUUCGCAACACACCCAUCGUCAAGGCCACAAACCGGGAGCUAUCCUACCUCCUCCUCUUUUCCUUGCUAUGCUGCUUCUCCAGCUCAUUGUUCUUCAUUGGUGAGCCCCAGAAUUGGACUUGCCGUCUGCGGCAGCCAGCUUUUGGCAUCAGCUUUGUCCUCUGCAUCUCCUGCAUCCUGGUGAAAACCAACCGUGUCCUUCUUGUCUUCGAGGCAAAGAUCCCCACGAGUCUCCACCGAAAGUGGUGGGGCCUCAACCUUCAGUUCCUCCUGGUCUUCUUGUGCACAUUUGUGCAGAUUGUCAUCUGUGUGAUUUGGCUCUACACGGCCCCGCCAUCCAGUUACCGAAACCAUGAACUGGAGGAUGAGAUCAUUUUCAUCACCUGCCACGAAGGCUCCCUGAUGGCCCUCGGCUUCCUCAUUGGCUACACCUGCCUACUGGCAGCCAUCUGUUUCUUCUUCGCCUUCAAGUCUCGAAAGCUGCCUGAGAAUUUUAAUGAAGCCAAGUUCAUCACCUUCAGCAUGCUGAUAUUCUUCAUCGUGUGGAUCUCCUUCAUCCCUGCUUACGCCAGCACGUACGGCAAGUUCGUGUCUGCUGUGGAGGUGAUUGCAAUACUGGCUGCCAGCUUUGGGCUUCUGGCCUGCAUCUUCUUCAAUAAAGUCUACAUCAUCCUCUUCAAGCCCUCCCGCAACACAAUUGAGGAGGUGCGCUGCAGCACAGCUGCCCACGCUUUCAAAGUGGCUGCCAGGGCCACACUGAGACGGAGCAACGUAUCCCGCAAGCGCUCCAACAGCCUGGGGGGCUCCACCGGCUCCACCCCUUCCUCCUCCAUCAGCAGCAAGAGCAACCACGAGGACCCUUUUCCUCUGCCGGCCUGUGCCGAGCGGCAGCGCCAGCAGCAGCGCGGGUGCAAGCAGAAAGUCAGUUUUGGGAGCGGAACGGUGACGCUGUCGCUGAGCUUCGAGGAGCCGCAGAAGAACGCCAUGGCCAACAGGAAUGCCAAGCGCCGGAACUCGCUGGAGGCCCAGAACAGCGACGACAGCCUGAUGCGGCACCGGGCCCUGCUUCCCCUGCAGAUCAAUGAGCCCCUCGGGGCUGAGCCCGGCUUCCAGGCAGCUUCCAGCCCGGAGACCAGCUCGCAGGAGUCGGUGGUGGGAGACAACAAAGAAGAGGGACCAAGCCCUGAAGUGGAGCCUUCCCUGCCAUCGGUUAACUCCCGAAAUUUUAUAGGCACUGGAGGUGGCUCUGUCACAGAGAACACGGUACAUUCCUAA
This is a messenger RNA of Camarhynchus parvulus, 3177 nucleotides long. It is a transcript of the gene CASR, whose product is annotated as calcium sensing receptor. The record is from RefSeq and is a predicted model, not a curated record. Bases 1 to 3177 code for a protein of 1058 amino acids. Gene Ontology annotation, biological process: regulation of calcium ion transport; detection of calcium ion; G protein-coupled receptor signaling pathway. The transcript is spliced from 6 exons. Lineage: Eukaryota; Metazoa; Chordata; Aves; Passeriformes; Thraupidae. Gene Ontology annotation, cellular component: membrane. Gene Ontology annotation, molecular function: G protein-coupled receptor activity; calcium ion binding.